AUGGAUACAAUCAUUAUUCAAUGGCUUCUGUUGGUCCAAAUAUAUGCUGCCGGAGAUACCACAUCGAAUGAAUUGUACACUUUAUAUCAUAGUAAUAAAUUAAUUAGUGGCUAUUAUAGAAAAUUUAUCACGUUAAGGCCAAUUUGUGGAGCUUGGUGUCAGCUUUUCCCACAGUGUUCGGCUUUUGCUUAUCACAAUUUACAGAAAGAGUGUUUCUUAUACGAAGGAAAUUUGAAUGACUGUGAUUACCUAAUAGAGAAUACAAUGGAAACAUUCAUUCCAUUUACAGAAGAAGAUAAGAACAAUGUAGCCUUGUUUAAACCAACAACCAUGAGCAGUGAAUUGAGUAGAAGUACUGGUUCAUGUCGAGCCGUUGAUGAUAAAUAUACGACAUUUGUGAGUAGUCAACAGGCGCCGAUGUCAUGGUGGUGCGUAGAUCUCAUACAUAUUUAUAACCUUAAAUAUGUUACUUUAUACAACAAAAACAAAGCAGGAUACGUACGAGACCAAAUUAAAGGUUUUACCUUGAAGUUGAAUUUACGUGGAAAAUGUGACGCUGAAGGAUUCAGUAAUGCUGAUUUUUGCUUCCAAGACACAUCAUUCAUUUCUCAGUAUAUAUACAAUAUAACACAGUGUAUAUCUUCUACCGUAUUUAAAGCUAGAUAUAUAUUUAUCAACAAUGGGGCUGCAAGUGACUUCCUCCAUUUUAAAGAGCUAGAGGUAUCGGCAAUGUAG
This is a messenger RNA of Lottia gigantea (owl limpet), 735 nucleotides long. RefSeq lists its product as hypothetical. Bases 1 to 735 code for a protein of 244 amino acids. The record is from RefSeq and is a predicted model, not a curated record. The transcript has 4 exons. Lineage: Eukaryota; Metazoa; Mollusca; Gastropoda; Lottiidae.